This is a messenger RNA of Phytomonas sp. EM1, 2697 nucleotides long. The record is from the annotation of a GenBank genome assembly. NCBI's taxonomy places the organism in Eukaryota, Euglenozoa, Kinetoplastea, Trypanosomatida, Trypanosomatidae.
AUGCAUGUUAGUUCCCGUUUUCUUAUUUUUGAGCCUGAUGAUAACUUAGUUCCAGUAUAUUAUUUCUCAAUAAAAGAUAUCACUUCAUAUUCAUAUGAGGAGCGACAUGCACGUCACCUUUCGGCACUAUGUAUAGACUGCUCCACGGUGCAGGAGGGGAACCUUUCUGCCCGAUUUCAAUGGACACCAACCAUGGCCCCGUUGAAGCGUUCUGCAUGCCAGGGAAAAUGGUUGUUUCGAUUUGCAGCAGAUUGCAUAAAUACGGAUUUUGAAAAUUCCCUUAGGACAGCAAUAGUUCGCGACCCGCAGGGCAUUGCAUUGAGAAUUCGGCGAAAAGAGUCUUCUCUACAGAAGCAGUAUAGUGCGAUCACGUUUUUAGUAAAACGAGUCUUGCCACUGCGUGAACAAAGAGGCAUUUUUGUUGCCACUGCGGAGGAGCUUCUUUUCAACCCUAUCUUUCCGCUGUUUGGGGCUACCGAAGUUCUAUUGUCCUCACAACAUGUUCUUCACAUGUUUCCCCGCCUAAUAAUUUUUCGUAAUCUGGGUCUUGAUUUCUAUGGGUCUGAGGUUUCAUCUCCCCUUUUAUCGCUUCAGUUUUAUUCUGAAACAGAAAGGGAUCAGGCCAUCGAGAUCUUACUGCGGUUUACAUGUAUACCACUCUUCUCAGUUUCCCUCUCAAACGUCUUUAGCCAAUGGCAGAGGGGCAAAAUGAGUAACUACGAAUAUUUAUGUCUAUUAAACAAGAUGGCGUGCCGGAACCCUGAUGAUCUUUCCCAAUACCCAGUGUUCCCAUGGGUCAUUUCCGAUUACACUUCCGCCCACCUAGACCUUAAAGAUCCUAGGACUUUCCGAGAUCUUUCAAAACCUAUUGGUGCCUUAAAUCCGACACGUUUAAACAAUCUGGAAAGGCGGAUGAAUGAACUGAAGGAAUUGGAAGAGACUAGCUAUUUGUAUGCUACACAUUAUUCAUCAGCGGGCGCAGUCGCGUAUUACCUGUUGCGAUCCCAUCCAGAAUAUCAAUUAAGCUUGACACAUGGCAAGCUAGACUGUGCUAACCGCAUGUUUGAGUCGAUCGAAGCUGCCUGGAAUGGCGUCUACAACAACAGCAGUGACUUUAAGGAGCUUGUGAUGGAAUUUUUUAACCAAAACGGAAUCGAAAUGUGUUCUAGAGCUCCUUUUGAUCUUGGCGUGAAGGAUAACAUGCAUGCGGUGUCGCCGGCUGUUAUCUUGCCCCCAUGGGCAACUUCAGCGAAAGACUUCAUAGCUAAGAACACCGCUGCAUUGGAGAGUGACUACGUUUCGUCACACCUUCACUUAUGGAUUAAUCUCAUUUUUGGCGUCAACCAAGACGGAGAGGGUGCUGUACGGUCCAAAAACGUUUUUCAUCCCUUUUCUUACCCUCAGCGGGAUAACACGCCAGGCUUAGGCGGCUGCCGAACUGAUACUACACCGUAUGAAUAUGCAAAGGAGUUUGGCUGUAUGCCCGUGAAAUUAUUUCGAUCAGAACACCCAUGCAAGCAGAGCACACAACAAUUCUCUUCUGCACUAUUUACACCAUGGUCACAAAAACUCUGCCGAUUGGAUGAAUUAACCGAACACGAAACAUUGUCGAUAUUAUCUCUAGUUUCCCAGGAAGAGGACGAAGAGGGCAGCAUCGUGUGUGAUAAUAACUCACGUUCACCGGUUACCUAUCCCGAUGAUUUGCCUCUUAUACUCUUGCGUAACUCGACGCCUUUUGGAUUAGACGUGCAUCAUACUUUUUCCACAGAAUGCAACAUUGUUACCGCAAUCACCCUUAGUAUUUCUAACAGGUCUACAAAUGACAUUAAUGUAAGGGAUCACGGUGUCUUGACGCUGAUUUGUGACGAUGGUCGUAGGGCAGUCUUGUUUGACUGUGCGUCAAGGGAGUGUCUACGGAUUUUUUCAGACUUUUCUGAUAUUGUAGAGCAUGUUGCUUCUUCAGAUUGCAACAUUUUUUUAUUUUGUGCAAAUUCUUCGUUGUAUAUAAUUAGUCUUGAAACUUAUUCUCUUAUCGAUCGAAUAGACAAUUUUUCGAUAAGCCCGAUUUGCCUCAGCGCGUUUAGUGGUACUUUUGGCGCACUUGCGGACAGUCAGGCACGUGUGUAUGAGUGGGCACUGGCCUUCGAAUCUGAUGGGCAAGUAUCGAGCGUCCAGCACGCUCGCCUGCUGUCUGAAGCGUCGUCCUCGGUAUGUGUCUUGCGGCUUGAUGACAGUGGGAGAGUCAUGUGUGCGUCAGGUGAUGGUGAGGUUCUGAUGGUGUGUCCACGAGAUAAUAUGACCGCGACUUUCCAGGCACAUAUCUCAUCAAUGCAACAUAUUCUGCACCUCUUGAUACUAUCUGACUCGAUAAGCUCUUGGAUUGUUGUAGUGUUGAAUGAUGAGGUGCAUUGGUACAACUUUAGUGGGGCUCUGAUGAAGAGGUUAGGACUAGGGGGCUGCGAGACGUUUAAAAGAGCGUGCUCGCUUGGCACCUCUGGGGCUUCUCAGCAUCCUCUCAUGCUGAUGGGGACCCCCAAAACGUCGUUUUUAUGGAUUGAACCGAAUCAGGUACAACUAGGCGAGACAGAAAGUGAUAUGACUCACCUUUUCAACGACUUAUGCUCUGUAAGCCAUUUUUCCAUUGCAUUUUGCACAAGAAGAGGGGAGGUAACUAUUUAUAACAUCAAGAUGACUUAG